Molecule: messenger RNA, 1466 nt
Organism: Magallana angulata
Lineage: Eukaryota; Metazoa; Mollusca; Bivalvia; Ostreida; Ostreidae
Exons: 1
Coding region: 280-1362 (360 amino acids)
Molecular function (GO): calcium ion binding
Source: RefSeq, a predicted model, not a curated record
AUCUCUUAGUGUUAAAGAUGUCGUGUACUUCUCUGAUCACACGACAUUUAAGGUGGUUUCUAACCAAGAAAAAGGAAUGAAACAUGUGAUACAGGUAUCAGACGGCGGCAAAUUUGAGUGUCUUUUGGCAACAAUGGGAAGAAAGAGAAUGAAAGCAUGGUUGAAAGCUCUAAAUGAAUCCUUAUCCUAUCUCGCGAAUGGUACAAGUCCUGUUCGAGAGCUACUUAAAAGAAAGAACGAAGAAUACGACAAAAAGUUUCACAGUCGACGGUUGAAAGAAUGCGAAAAAUCUUUUAUCCUCUUAACGAAGAAAUGAAACAAAGAAAAUCCGAGAAAGAAAAUGGCAGGAAUAUCCAUAUUGAGGAAAAGUCUUUUCAGUUGAAAUCGGUAAACACUGAUAGAGAUAAAAUAAAAGCCAUAUUUCUUGAUGUAGACAAAAACGGAAACGGUGUCUUGGAAAUUGAUGAAUUUUGUCUUGCGAUGCAAAAUUUUGGAAUUGAGAUGGAAAAAUCAAAAGCAGAAAAAAUGUUUGACUCGAUAGAUGUCGACAACAACGGAAAAAUUACCUUUGAUGAAUUUUACGAUUACUUUGUAAAAGAAAUCUUAGGAGGAAAUACUGUUUCACCGAAAAUCUUUAUGGAAGCAGACAAGAAGGUUAAUGGGCGCUGGAAUAAAUUUGCAGCUUUCAAGCGGGAAGGAGAGAAUGGAGAAAUUGUGAUGACUGGUGGCACAGAUAUUGUUGAAGAUGUUAUUCCCGGAAAAUACAACCUUCAAGAACUUUCGCAGUUUGAAGACCUACCAAAAUUAACGCCCAAGAAAACUGUUGUAAGGGUUUCCUGGGAAUCAAGCAAAAAUACAACAGCUUCAGGAAAUCUAAUCUUUCCAGCCGAUUUCGAUGGAAAUCUAGAAACUGAAAUUGCCACGAGUGAACUUUUAGAUUACUAUGGAUGUACGUUUGCAGAUGCUCGACCAGAGACUGUUUGCAUACCAUGUCGUCACGUGAUACAAGACUUUACUUACAAAGAUAGCUACCUUAAAAAUUACGUGGAGGGGAAAAAUAGAGGAGCCGGGUUAGAAAGACAUGAAUUUGUUUACCUCGACUGCCCGUUAGAUGAUGACUCUGGUUUCUUUGUUUUGGGGAAACUGAGCGAAGAUGAAUUUCACCUCACCGCUUUUAGAGUUCCAAAACGACACACCUUAUAUGUGCCAGCGAACUGCAUUCAUUCUAACGAUUACCUGAAAGGAACGUGGAGAACAAUGCUGUCUGAUGAAAGCAAUAUAGAUCAGGUCUUUCUCAAAAGAAAGACGAAGGAAAAUGGGGAAAACAAAUUGCAAUCAUUUACAUUUAGUUUUGCCCUUUGAUAUAACUUCGUCAUACGCAAGUCAUUUCCAAAAAGGUUUAGAAUAACACAAGAGGAGAGUGUUGAUUUUUUUCAUUUUAUACACAAUACUUGUAAUUAGAUUGU